Manduca sexta (tobacco hornworm) is the source of this 2975-nucleotide messenger RNA. Its product is annotated as cyclic nucleotide-gated cation channel beta-3-like. Gene Ontology annotation, molecular function: cGMP binding; intracellularly cGMP-activated cation channel activity; protein-containing complex binding. The transcript is spliced from 11 exons. Lineage: Eukaryota; Metazoa; Arthropoda; Insecta; Lepidoptera; Sphingidae. Gene Ontology annotation, biological process: monoatomic cation transmembrane transport. The record is from RefSeq and is a predicted model, not a curated record. Bases 379 to 1827 code for a protein of 482 amino acids. Gene Ontology annotation, cellular component: plasma membrane; intracellular cyclic nucleotide activated cation channel complex.
AAGGUGAGAUUAUUCUCAACCACUCCACCGCCGGAGUACAAGGCGACUUGCGAAGAAAAGGACGUGAUUACUGAACUGAAGGAGCUUAAGAAAACUUUAUCUAGCAAUUCUGCUGAGAAGCCACCAAUUUCUGAAGAUAAACCAGCGCCAGUGGAGACGCCACAGAGUCCCGUGCCAACAUCGCCAUCACGUCACAAGCAAUGCAAAGGAUUCUUCAAGUUUUCCACCUUCUGCGACCCAUUCGUGCCCAUCGAUCCGCAAGGACGCGUUUACAUCACCUGGCUACUUCUGGUGACAUUCUGCUACAGCUACAAUGCAUGGUGCAUCGCCUUACGCGCCACCUUCCCUUACCAAACGAAAGAGAACACUCCUAUAUGGAUGACUGCUGAUUACUUCUGCGACCUGGUGUACUUGCUUGAUUUGUUGCUCGUUAAGCCACGACUGAUGUUCCUGCAUGAAGGCUUCUGGGUUGACGAUCCUAAUGAGACGAAGAAGAAUUAUAUGAAGAAACUGCAAUAUAAAUUCGAUGUAAUUUCGCUGACUCCUCUGGACCUUUUGUACAUCUACUUUGGCACGCAGCGAGUGGCGCUUCGAUUCCCAAGGUUACUGAAGCUGCAGACCUUCUGGGAGUUCCACCAGGCUAUGGACCGAGUGCUCUCCUCACCUUAUGUGGUGAGAAUCGGCAAGACCCUAUUCUACAUUUUCUACUUGAUCCAUCUCAACGCAUGCGCAUACUACGCCAUGAGCGACUACAUCGGCCUCGGCUCCAACGGCUGGGUGUACGACAACGAGGGCAACGCGUACAUCCGCUGUUUCUACUUCGCGACAAAAACAGCGACAUCUAUCGGCAAGAACCCGAAGCCGGAGCAGACUAUAGAGUACCUGUUCAUGACUGCGGCUUGGUUGAUGGGUGUGUUCGUGUUCGCGUUACUGAUCGGUCAGAUAAGGGAUAUUAUAGCGACGGCUACGAGGGCUAGGGCAGAGUACCGUAAGACAGUGGACGGGUGCAGCCGGUACCUGCGGCGACUCAACAUGCCGGUCGCGCUGCAGCGCCGCGUCACUCUCUGGUUCACGUACACCUGGAGCCAGCAGAGAUGCUUUGGUCUUUCAGAUGAGUCGAGGAUACUGAACUCGCUACCGUUCAACAUGAAGCGAGACGUGGCGCUGGCCGUUCACAUGUCCACCUUGAGCAAGGUGCAACUGUUCCGCGACUGCUCCGACUCCUUGCUGCGGGACUUGGUGCUGCAGCUGCGGCCGGUGUCGUUCCUGCCGGGAGACCUGGUGGUGAGACGGGGGGACGUGGGCCACCAGAUGUACAUCAUCAAGUCUGGCGAGUGCUGUGUGAUGUCCCACGACGAGAGUGAGGUGCUGGCAACGUUGCGUGAGGGUUCUGUGUUCGGUGAGAUCAGUCUACUCGGCAUCGAGGGACUGCGCCGGCGCACGGCUACUGUCAGAUCCCGUGGCUACUCCAGCCUCUUCGCUCUCUCCCGUAACGACCUAGACGCAGCUCUCAAAUACCACAAGGAAGCCGCCAACAUCCUGCGUCUCCGAGCUGAUCAGCUCAUCCGAGAGAACGCCGCCCGCCUCGUCAAACGCAAGCAGUUGGAGGCGAAGAAAUCUCAUGAGGAGUCACACGGCCUCAGGCACAGGAAGAUGUCGUCUGCGUCCAGUAACCUCGCUGAAGGGAAGAAGACCAGGAUGGCCAGCGCUGCAGCUAAGAGGAGGCUGUCUGCUGUUUCAGAGAAUAAGGGUGUACGCGCCUCGCUAGCGUCAGCUUGCAGCGGCGUACGUACUCCUCUACCCACCAUCGUACUGUCCAGCGAUUGAAGAUUCCACCAAACAUUCCAUUGAAAUCGUUUCCUUCUUUGCAUUUAUUUUAGAAUAGAACAUAAUAUAUUGUUUUAAAUUGUUUACGGUGUAAUAUAUUUUGUGUUUUAAUAGAACAAUAAUUUGAUUAAACAAUAACUGAUUAUAAGCAGUCUAUUUUCGCAUAACCGAAAGAAAGCGGGGAGAUGUAAUGUAUUAUUUAAAUACUGUAUAAUUUUAUUUAUGUAGUAGUUUUAAUGUAUUCAAUCGGGGUCAUGUAGGUAUAGUAGAAUUGGUUAUAAUAAUUGUCUAUUCCUGGUCAUGAUUUCGAUUAUAUAAUGUGCCAAUUUAUCAAUAUCUCGGUGUUUUAGUGUAAACGUUAUAUUAUCUAAAUGUACUUAAAGUAGGUUGCAGGUAGAAAACUAAGCCUUACUUUAGAUCGCAUAGCUGUGGUAUUGCAUACUUUUGUGGAGACCGCAAGCUAUUUAAACUAAGCCACUACGACAAAGGGUUCAUAUAAUCCAUUUCCAGUCGACUUACCUUUAUGUAGAUUCUAAUUAUCUUCAGAAUGAUUUGCAGAUUGCAUUCUUGCAUAUUACUAAUUACUAUAUGUUGUGCCAAGUUCCCUUUCGAAAGAAUUCAACUUUCGCCACUGCGGAAUUAUGUUCUUUGUGUAAUUUUCUCAGCCAAACUCACUUUGCUUAGUCCUUGGUCUGCAACCGGCGUAUCCUUAGGUAUUAAUGGUUAAAUACCCUGUAAUUAACCAGUUACAUUAUGUAAUGUUUGUAGCGUGUAUGCGUUGUUAUAUACGCAUUUAAAACCUUCGUGGUACUAUAAACAAAUAACGAAAAUAAUUACGCUAAAUUGCGAAGAUAUGUCGAUUAACAUUUAUAGAACUUCUUACUAAAUUUUAGACAUACAGUCUUAAUUAUAAAAAAAUCGCAAAGCUAUGCUUAGUUAAAACACAAAUUUAAUCGAUGAGCUGUAAGUCAAAACCCGCCAUCUUUCGUCUGAAUAAGGUUUAAACUAGGAAACCGGUGUUGUUUUUGCUAAUUAUUGACAAGUUUAUAAGUAAGACUGUAUAUGUCAAACUAUGACUAAAAAUUCUGCUAUCUAAUAAAGAUUUAGUAGUGCUGUAUAAUAGGUAACAUUGGGUAGAUUGGAAGAGU